This is a messenger RNA of Diachasmimorpha longicaudata, 946 nucleotides long. Its product is annotated as pupal cuticle protein 20-like. The coding region runs from base 70 to 822 and encodes 250 amino acids. The record is from RefSeq and is a predicted model, not a curated record. Gene Ontology annotation, molecular function: structural constituent of chitin-based larval cuticle. Gene Ontology annotation, cellular component: chitin-based extracellular matrix. The transcript is spliced from 2 exons. Lineage: Eukaryota; Metazoa; Arthropoda; Insecta; Hymenoptera; Braconidae.
GGGAAAUGGUGAAAAAAUUGCUACAACCGGAUUGGCUCCAUGAUGAUGAUAAUUUUUUGAAAAAAACAAAUGGAGUAUAAAAAGGCCAGUGAAUUUUCGAAUGAGCAUCAGUCGAGGUGUACUCUAGUACCAAACAAUUCAAACCCAAGAAUGAGGAGUUUCACGAUAUUGGUGGUGAUUGUGGUGGUGGGUAAUUGCGCCUCUCAGCCCGUUGACAAAGUUCACCAGGUGGGAGGGCAACUGGGCCAGUUUGUCCAGGGACAGGGGCAUGUGAGCCAAGGUGGCAUUCAGGUACCAGGUCAGAACUACGCCCCCGUGGGCAAUGGACAUUAUUCGAGCAAUGGAUAUCCAGCACAAGGGACGAUUAAUGUUCCUCAAGGAGUUCAGGGACAACAACCAGUUGACGGAGCUCCGGGACACGUGGAGCAUGGCCAGGUCGUUCCAGUUGGAAUAAUCUCGCAGGACUCUGAGGUAAAUCCCGAUGGUACCUUUCACAAUGUCUGGGAGUCGGAGAAUGGUAUCAAGGUUCAGGAGGAAGCUUCUGUGAGACUCGUUGGUGAUAACACCGUUGCUCAGACUGUUACUGGACAGAUCAGCUAUGUCGACAACGACGGCAAACAAAUUCUGCUGAGGUAUGUUGCUGAUGAGACUGGAUUCCAUCCUGAGGGGGAACAUCUUCCAACACCACCACCAGUUCCAACGGGCAUUGCCCGAGGUCUUGAGUGGAUUCGCGCUCAUCCACCGGUGGAAGAAUCUGACAUCACCGCUGACAGUGUUGUCACUGAAGUGAAGUCCAGCCAGGAGCACACUUCACAAUAUUAAUUUCGAUUAUACGAUGCCAUUCAGAUACUCAGAUUUUUUGCUUUUACAUUGAUAAGCUACUUGGCAUGAAUGUUUAAAAUUUGUAUAAGACCCCUUUUUAUAAAUAAAUUUAUUUUCAACUAUA